Molecule: messenger RNA, 534 nt
Organism: Ordospora pajunii
Lineage: Eukaryota; Fungi; Microsporidia; Ordosporidae
Product: brix domain-containing protein
Exons: 1
Coding region: 1-534 (177 amino acids)
Biological process (GO): rRNA processing
Cellular component (GO): nucleolus
Molecular function (GO): rRNA primary transcript binding
Source: RefSeq, a predicted model, not a curated record
AUGAGUUUCUCAAAUAAGCUCGUGAUAACCGCAAAGAAGCCCACGAAGCGCACCAAGCAGAUCUGUGAGCACUUGCGUAGGAUGCUUGAACCAAAUGUCACCGCAAAGCUUAAAGACAAAAAUACUACUGUCAAAUCAUACAUCGAUAUUGCAGAUGCAUUUGAGUUGUCGCACUUCAUUCUUGUGGAUGCCAGAGACAUCAAGGUGGGCAUUAGACCAAACGGGCCAACAUACAUAUUCAAUGUUGUUGAGUACAAUCCAAAGUAUGUCAGAGUCGACCAUGAGCACUACAGGGACGAUCCUCUUAUAACAUUUUCAGGAAGCAGCCCGCUCAAGAGUCUGUUUUCAUCAUUGUCAUCCCAGCCAAGCACCUCCCGAAGAAACAUCCACUUCCACUUUGAUGACGACCUGAUACACAUCAGACACUAUGCAAUCCUUACAAAGGAUGAGGAUGAUAUUAAGGUUGGAUUCACAGAGAUUGGGCCAAGAAUCACCGUGCGGCACAUCAAGAAAUUAAACGGCUUCUUUAGAUAG